Messenger RNA from Rubroshorea leprosula, 1404 nucleotides. NCBI's taxonomy places the organism in Eukaryota, Viridiplantae, Streptophyta, Magnoliopsida, Malvales, Dipterocarpaceae. The record is from the annotation of a GenBank genome assembly.
AACUGAGCUAGACGGGCUUCUUGUUGAUAUUGUUCUGAUGAAUUUAUAAUAUCCUUGGUUCACGGGACGGCAGAGAAUAGGUUGAGGAAGGAGUCAUCGAGUCCUGGCAGCUAAAACAUCACCAGUCCAUCUUCCUGUCAUUCCGAGGUGCAACACGGAGCUUUCAGAGAAUGGGGUUUCUAUGGACGAUUCUGGAGCUCUCCGUUGCUCUGCUUCUCCUUCUAUUAUGUGGUUUAGCUUCUGCAAUCGUCUUCGAAGCUUAUAGAAGAAGACAUAAUAACGCUCAUGUUGAAGCUCCGGCGAUCUUCGAGGAUCCCAAAUCUCCGAAACAGGUUCCUUGUCCUUAUAUUUCUGAUCCAGCUGAGAAGUAUUUAUCAUUGAUAAUCCCGGCUUUCAAUGAAGAGUAUAGGCUUCCUGGUGCACUUGAAGAAACAAUGAAUUAUCUUCAAAAACGGGCAGGAAAGGAUAAGACAUUUUCUUAUGAGGUAUUGAUUGUUGAUGACGGAAGCAGGGAUGCAACCAAAAGGGUAGCAUUUGAAUUUGUUAGGAGAUAUGGGGUAGACAAUGUAAGGGUCAUCCUUCUUGGUAGGAACCAUGGCAAAGGAGAAGCAAUAAGAAAAGGAAUGCUUCAUUCACGUGGUGAACUGCUUCUAAUGCUAGAUGCUGAUGGGGCUACCAAGGUUGAUGACUUGGAAAAACUUGAAAAUCAGAUCCGUGCAGUUGCCAGAAAAGAUUAUCAUCACGAAGAUUCAGCAGCUGGUGACUCAAGUUUUAGAAUAUCUGAUAUUCAAAUAGCUGCUUUUGGUUCGCGUGCUCAUCUGGAGGAGAAAGCUCUUGCUACAAGGAAAUGGUACCGCAAUUUCUUGAUGAAGGGUUUCCAUCUUGUGGUUCUAUUGACUGCUGGUCCUGGAGUUCGUGAUACACAGUGUGGUUUUAAGAUGUUUACUAGGGCUGCUGCUAGGAAGCUUUUUACAAACAUCCGUUUGAAAAGGUGGUGUUUUGAUGUGGAACUAGUUUUCCUUUGCAAACGGUUUGGCAUCAGAAUCAUUGAAAUAUCAGUGAACUGGUCUGAAAUCCCUGGUUCCAAGGUGAAUCCAUUGAGCAUACCCAACAUGCUUUGGGAGCUUGCUCUCAUGUCUGUAGGAUACAGGACCGGCAUGUGGAAAAUUCGACCCUGAGCUAGUGAUUCAACUGGCACGUUCCAUAGAAAGAGAAGUGACAGCUAAUUAGAGACAACUUCAAGAUUCUACACUUUUUAGGGAACUUUUGGGAUGAGGUGGAAAUGAGUUACAACGAGAUUGUUUUUAAAUUUUAACACAAUUUAAGCCACCACUUUAUUCUGUUAUUACAUUGUGAUGACUAAAUUGAAGAGUUCCUUUUUUUUUCCCUUUUUUUUUUUAAGUA